CCACCCUCAAAUAUUGUUGUAUUGCUUCAUCGAUCAAUCCGAAUGUCCCCGCCAAAGACUGUACGGUUGGAAUGGGCUACUGCGAUGGCGGGCAUUCUCUCUGUGCCAGGUUCAAUAUGGCUCCCGCUCUGGGCUCUGUGCCCGGAUGGCCCUCUCCCCUCCUCGAUAUCGAAGCCCUUGCGCCCGACCAUUCUCGCAAGCUGGACAAAAGGGAUCUUAUUCCUGCACCGCACAUCCCGCCACUCCUUCCCACGCCAUCAUCGCUAUGGCGACCAAAUACAGUAUCAAAGUCUGGCUCAAUGAUGACUGUCGCCGGUUCAUCAUGGAUUCCCAGCAACUGAGCAUGGAGGCGUUACGAUCCAAGAUCUACUCGGUUUAUGGACUCAAGUCUGACGAGCCGUAUGUGAUCAAGUUCAAAGACUCGGAAGGCGAUCUCGUGACGCUCUCGACCAUGGAUGAACUCGAGGACCUUUUGACCCACGAUCUCAGGGACUCGGACCGCACCAUCAAGCUGCACAUGCUCGCUGCACCCUCGACAAAUCGCUCUCCCAGCUCCACGACUGUCCCGACCUCGCCGUCGGCCUCCAUCUCGGCCUCCAUCUCGACCAACCCGUUCCUGGAUUCGGGAUUUGCCGACGAUCUCUGGGCGAUCAGCGAUGAUACAGAGCACUCAAGCACUCCCGCCGACCGUAUUCGACCCGAUGUCAGCAAGGAGAUGAUGGACAUCCUACGCGACCUGAGCUACUACAUCUGUGCCCGAGACUUGACUCCGUUUCACUCGCGCGUUACUUCUGAAAAAAGCUUGAUCACUCCCAACUCCAUCACCCAAAAGAUCGGCGCCGCCGCCCGCAAAUUCGACUCAAAGAUCCCCAUGAUGAAAUCCAUCGCCCGCUCAGGCCUGUGGAUGUCUCAGUCGAGCAUGAUGGAUUUUAGAGACUGGUCUGUCACCGAGGUGUCGCAGUGGCUCUCGGCCACAGGGUUGGAGGAUCUCUCGCAGUCCUUUCGCGACCAUGACAUCAACGGUGAAGUCCUCUCGGAGCUGAGCCACGACAUCCUCAAAGACAUGGGUAUCUCGUCGAGUGGGAAGCGUCUCAAGAUUCUCAAGCUCGUUAACGACAUGAAGGAUUCUAUUGCUGCCUGAGCAACAUGUCGUUUGUUUUUGACCCAAACACAUAAUGCAAUAGAUGAUGAUGUAUUGGACAA
Molecule: messenger RNA, 1203 nt
Organism: Polychytrium aggregatum
Lineage: Eukaryota; Fungi; Chytridiomycota; Chytridiomycetes; Polychytriales
Exons: 10
Coding region: 146-1141 (331 amino acids)
Molecular function (GO): protein binding
Source: RefSeq, a predicted model, not a curated record